Messenger RNA from Saprolegnia parasitica CBS 223.65, 1427 nucleotides. Its product is annotated as phosphatidate cytidylyltransferase. Gene Ontology annotation, molecular function: phosphatidate cytidylyltransferase activity. Bases 1 to 1248 code for a protein of 415 amino acids. Lineage: Eukaryota; Oomycota; Saprolegniomycetes; Saprolegniales; Saprolegniaceae. The record is from RefSeq and is a predicted model, not a curated record. The transcript has 7 exons. Gene Ontology annotation, cellular component: endoplasmic reticulum membrane.
AUGACGACGACGCUCCACCACCGCCGAGCCGCGUCGCCCGAGACGACGCCGCCCCGCUCCGGCCGCGCCAAGCCCGCCAAGGAAGAGGUCAACGAGGUCGACGAGGCUGAGAAGAAGAAGGCGUCGUUCAUCAAGCGCUGCAUCACGGGCUUCUCGCUCAUCGGCGUCUACUCGCUCAUCAUCUACGGCGGCCAUCUCUACGUCACGCUUCUUGUGCUGCUGUUGCAGACCAUGAUUUUCCGCGAGCUUGUCAACGUCCGGUACCGCGCCAACGCCGAGAAGAACCUACCGUGGUUCCGCACCAUCCAGUGGUGCUGGUUUGGCGUCGCGAUGGUCUACAAUUAUGGCGACUCGUCGCAAGCGUUCUUGCGCGCCGACUCGGAGUUUGGCUGGAUCAAGUGGUACUCGCACUACCACUCGUGGGUCUCGUUCUCGCUCUACGCGCUCCUCUUUGUGUUCUCGGUGCUGAGCCUCAAGAAGGGCUACUACAAGUACCAGAUGGGCCAGCUCACGUGGACGAUCGUCACGCUGUGUCUGAUCGUCUUCCAGAUGCGCUACGUGCUCGACAACAUCUUCCAGGGCCUCUUCUGGUUCUUCUUCCCGUCGGCGCUCGUCGUCUGCAACGACUGCUUUGCGUACUUUUGCGGCAAACUCUUUGGAAAAAAGUUUGUCAAGACCCAGUUUCUGAAGCUCUCGCCCAACAAGACGUGGGAGGGCUUCAUUGGCGCCUUCUUCUGCACGCUCAUCUUUGCCUUCUUCUCGAGCUCGUGGCUCGCGACCUUGCCGUGGAUGACGUGCCCGCUCGACUCGCACCCGCAGUUCUUCCCGGAACCGCUUUCGUGCAACGUGCAUCCGGUGUUCGUCAAGGCCGCUUACGCCGUCCCCGCGUGCAUCACUGCGUACGUGCCGACGUGGACCCAUGUCCAGCUCUUCCCCGUCCAGUUGCAUGCGAUCAUUUUUGCGAGUUUUACCUCGGUGAUUUCGCCCUUUGGCGGGUUUUACGCGUCGGCCAUCAAGCGUGCGUACAAGCUCAAGGACUUUGACUCGCUCUUGCCGGGCCACGGCGGUGUCAUGGACCGCAUGGACUGCCAGUUUAUCACGGCGCUCUUCACCGCGGUCUACUGCUCGACGUUCAUCUGGUCGUACCACACCAACGUCGAGGCGAUUGUGACGAGCGUCCUUCGCCUCUCGAUCGACGAGCAGCGCCAAAUCCUGCAGCAGCUCCAGUCGGCGGUCACGGCGCAGUAAACGAAGUCGCUAAGCAACCGCAAUCUCACUGUGACUUUCAAGCUCUUUAGCCUGUCUGCCAACGUAUACAAAGGUCAGAGAAGAAGGAAUCGUUGGUUCAUAAGGGGAAUAUCUCGACGCGUGGCUUCCAAUGGCCAGCGUCCUCGUGGUCUAAUAUAUACGGAAUAAAUGAUUCGGGU